Molecule: messenger RNA, 5036 nt
Organism: Nycticebus coucang (slow loris)
Lineage: Eukaryota; Metazoa; Chordata; Mammalia; Primates; Lorisidae
Gene: LCN15
Product: lipocalin 15
Exons: 7
Coding region: 4169-4852 (227 amino acids)
Molecular function (GO): small molecule binding
Source: RefSeq, a predicted model, not a curated record
CUAGACCCGGUGACCGCCGAUCUGCUCAGGCUCUGUAUUGGUCUGUUCCUGACGUUUUGUGAAAAAGGCAUCAUAAGACAUGGGCCUGGCUUCUUUUGGUGAGCAUAAGGUUCAAGGUUCACCCACGGUGUAGGUUCACCCUCUGCAGCGAGCUCCUCACGGCAUGGCAGGCCACAAUCUGCUUUCCUCCUACGUAGCCGGGGCUGGGCGCAGCCCUGCUGGGAGUGGACACGAUCAGGAGUGGCCCGCGUGCGCUGCCUAGCCCUUUUCUGCCGCCAUGUGGCCAUGGCGGGAACUGCACCAAUCAGCUACUCCAGCCGGUCCAGGGCCCAGUUCCAGGUCUGACCCCUGCCCUACGGAUACCUGUCCACCUGGCCCGCACGCACGUCCUGAGCGCUGCCAUCUGAGCGUCCUGAGUGUGCAGCGGGGUGUGCACAUGCCAGCUGGGACGAGCAGGACCCUGGGAUGGGGGGCGGGGCUCUGCCUGAGGCCGACUUUCGCAGCCCCCAGGGACUAGGCUGGCUGCAAAUGCUGUGGCGACCUGCAGGCCAACCCCAUCUCGCUCACUCACUGACGCAGGCUCACUGAGCACCUUCUGCGUGCCGGCCCUGCGGAAGCUCUGAGGACGCCGAAGUCAACACGCCGAGCAUGCUGUUCUUGGGCAGUUUUCAGUGUGCGUAGGGGGUGGAGGGCAUGCCCAGAGUCAGGAGAGGCUUCCGCAUUGCUGGUGCCGGCAAGGAGACAGCUCGGUGUACGCAGCAGGGAGAGGGGGAAAGGUCUGGGAAGCCUGCGUGGAGGAGGCAGCUUCAGGCCGAGGGAGGGUGAAGAGAAGCCUGGAGAGCGGGAAGUGCAGGUUGGGAGGCCAGGGCCAGGGGCUGGUGAGGGGAGGACACCGUGGGGUUGGCCGGUGACUCGGGAAGAUUUGAGCAGGACGCAUUUAGGUUAUGCUUCCCUGGGUCCAGGGGAAUAUGGAGGCCAGACAGAAAGUGAUGGUCUUGCAUGAGUUCUAGUCCAGCCAGCAGGUGCAGGCUUUCCCUGGUGGGGAGGCCUCCUUGACCCUCUCUUCAGGACUAGGGGUCAGAUAGCACAUGCUGAGUGAUCCUGGGCCAACCUGUCCCUCUGUGCAGAAGCUUUCCUCUCUGUCCAGUAGUCUGGCCAUUCUAAGUCGUGGCUUUUGCCCAACUCCUCCCAUACCCAGCCCUGCAGCUCUGGACCUGUAAUGUGGUCCUAGGCUUGGCCUGGAGCUCAGCUCCCUGAGCUCACUCGAGUCAUCAACUGUUACCCUGGGGAUGCAGCUCAUAGCCUAUGGGCCAGUGUUCACUCAGGCCUCACUGCUCCUAAAUCCAUGUGACAGCACCUGUGGGGGGAAGAUUUUUCUUUCUUUUCUUUUUCUUUUUUUUUUUUGAGACAGAGUCUCACUAUGUCACUCUAGGUAGAGUGCCGAGGUGUCACAGCUCACAGCAACCUCAGAGUCUUGGACUUAAGUGAUUCUCUUGCCUCAGCCUCCCCAAUAGCUGGGACUGUAGGUGCCCGCCACAACACCUGGCUAUUUUUUGGUUGCAGUUGUCAUUGUGGUUUAGCAGGCCUGGGCUGGGCUCGAACCUGCUAGCCUUGGUGUAUAUGGCUAGAGCCCUGCUCACUUAGCUACGAGUGCCAAGCCAGGAAUAUUUUUUAUAUGCAAUUAUAUAUAUAUAGAGAGAGAAAGAGAGAGAGCACCAUAUAUAUGCUUUGAAAAAUUAAGGUAUAAUUUACAUGCAGUAGAAUUCACCCUUUUAGGUGUUGUUAACUGACAAAAAAAAUGAAGUUUAUAAUUUGGAAAAGGAGAUCUUUAUUUCUCAUAAAGGUUUUUGACCCAUAGUAGCCAUUUCAACAGGUGAGAAACAGGGCUUCUGGUCACAAGCCAGGAACAGGAUUUUAUAGCUGAAUAUACAUAUUUAACAAGCUAUAGGUGGAAGUCAUGGAUAUUUAUGAAGGAGAAAAAUGCCUCUGUGCAUUGGGCUUUCUGUUCUUGGAUGGGUCCAUGUGAAAAAUGGCCAUUCUUGGCUGGGCAUGGCUCACGCCUGUAAUCCCAGCACUCAGGAAGCCAACGCUAAAAAAAAAAAAAGAAAAACUAGUUGGAGAUUGUGUGGGUUCCUGUAGUCCCAGCAACUAUAGAGGCUGAGGCAAAAGGAUUGAUUGGGCUCAGGAGUUUGAGGUUGCUGUGAGCUGUGACACCACAGCACUCUACCCAGGACAACAGGGUGAAACUGUCUCAAAAAAAGAAAAAAAAGAAGAAAAGAAAAAAAAGGCCAUCUCUGUGUCACAAAGAAGAAACAAGGACUUGCAAACCUUCUUUGCUCAUGUUCCAUGACUAUAAAUACCACUUUAUGUUUGGUGGUGUUUUACCAGGAAAGAAUGCUGGUCUGGCCCUUAGGAAAUAAAGCCUGCUGGCAUUAUUAGUGAGGGAGGGGUUAAAUGAUACGUGUUCGACCUCCCAUCCUAUCAUGGCUGGGAACUCAGUUCUAAGGUUCAUCUGGGGUCCCCUUGACUGAGAGGGGUCUGUUCAUUCAGCAGGGGGGUUAGGAGUUUAGUUUUAGUUAAUGGUGUACUGUCAUGUAAGUUUAGACAGAGGCAAAUCGCCACAACAUAGGACAGCUGCAUCACCCUGGCAACUGAGCCCCCAGCCCCUGGUAACCGCGGAGCAGGUUUCUGUCCCUGGGGUCUUGCCUAUUCUUGAAUGUCACAUAAAAGGAGUUACAGAUUAGGACUUCUCAGACUGGCUCCUUUCAGGCAGCCCUGUGGUCUGAACCUUGGCCGUGCUGCACGGUCAGUGACUUGCUCCUUUCUGCUCCCAAGUGAUGUUCCAGGGCAUGACGGCUGCAGUUUGCUUGUCCACUCCCACCCCACCCCCUGCCCCGCCCCACCCCAGGAAGGGCAUUUGGUUGUUUCCGGUUUUCAGUGAUGAUGAGUGACGCCUCCAGUGCUGUCUUGUUCAGCUUUGGUGUAUACCCUGGGACCGCCACUGCUGAGCUGUAUAGUGAGUGUAUAUCUCACUCUAUGAGAAGCUGCAGUGUGCUGUCCAGAGAGCUGCACCAGCUCACUCAUUCUGCUCCGUCCUGAGAGCUCCAGCUGCUCCUCACCCAUGCUAGCCCUUGGUGUCUGCAGUGUUUGUUUUUACAAUUGCAGACAUUCUCAUAGGCGUAGUAGCUUGUCUGAAACAGUCUCAACUCACACCUCCCUCGUGACUACUGAUGCUGGGAGCUUUGUGUUUAUUUUCCAUACAGAUGUCUUCUUUGGUGAAAUGUUUUUUCAAAUCUUUUAGCUUUUUUUUUUUUGUUAUUGAGUCUUGAGGAUUUUUCAAACCUUUUGAGCUUCAUUUCAUCGGAUGACUCUGGGUGACCUUGGCCUGGCUGAGGGCUGGUACUUCCUGAAGCUGGGUAGGGGCAGCCAGCAGAUGCUCUCCAUUCCUUCCCCUCACUCCCCGCUGGGUGCUCAAAGUCUUUCUCUGACCCAGGUCCUCCUUCCACUUUGGAGGACUGGUGGUGCUGUCCUCCCUGGGAGGUGUGCCCUGAGCCCACGUGCUGCACCCUGUCCGGUAUCCCUGGGUGCUCUGUGUGGUCACCUGGAGAGACCUUCCCAGGCUCCAGCCUCCACUAGCCCAUGGCGCCUCCCGGCGUCACUCCCUCCUGUACACUUAACCUGAUAAGGCAGCUUUCAAUAUCAUAAUCCUCCCUAAGUGCCAGCCCAGCCCCACCUUGUCCCGAUGUGCUUGCUAGAGGCUUGGCCGGUGGCUGUGUUGGGGGCAGUCUUGAAUGAGGGCUGCCCAACCCUCUCUCACACCUGUACCAACACAGGCUCUGCUUCUGGACCAGGUCCAGAGCCUCGGCCACUACUGUGUUGGGGAUGAGAGGUGACUAGAUCCUGGGUGAGGGACCCCCUCGCCAGAGCAGCGACCCAAGUGCCCUGGCCUUGGCUAGGCCAGAGAGUGGACAGAGGUGUUUGGGAUGUGGCAAGCCAUGGCCCUGGAUGGGUGGCUGGCCAUGCCAGGCCCUAUGACUGGCAAUGUGCCUGGCAGGGCUGUGGGACAAAUCCUUAGUCUGUGUGGGUCAGGUGAGAGCCUGGCUGUCUGGAGCCCUCCAGGAAAUGACCUCUGGAGCUGGUGGAAACAGUGCAGUGAUUGUGCCAAACAAUGGACAAGGAGCUGGUGCUCCCAGGUUCUGGGCUGUGCAGUGGAGCCCAGGUGCUGGGCUGGGUUAUAAAGCUGGGCUGGCUGGGGCUGUGGGACUCUGGGCACGAGGGGCUGGAGGGCAGCGUGGAGAUGAAGUCAAUCCUGCUGAGCCUGGUCCCAGCCUUGUUCUGGGUGUCCGCAGCCCAGGCUGAGGUCCUGUUGCAGCCUAACUUUGAUGCCAGAAAGUUCUCAGGCCUCUGGUAUGUGGUCUCCAUGGUGUCCGACUGCAAAGUCUUCCUGGGCAAGAAGGACCACCUGCUGAUGUCCACCAGGACCAUCGAGGCCAUUGCAGGGGGUGACCUUAGUGUCCACAUGGAGUUCCCUGGGGCAGACAGUUGUAACCAGGUGGAUGCCAAGUACCUGAAGGUGGGGUCUGAGGGCCACUUCAGAGUCCCAGCCUUGGGCUACCUAGAUGUGCGCGUGGUGGACACAGACUACAGCUCCUUCGCCUUGGUCUACAUCUACAAGGAGCUAGAGGGGGCCCUCAGCACCAUGGUGCAGCUCUACAGCCGCAGCCCGGAUGCGAGUCCCCAAGCAGUGAAGGCCUUGCAGGACUUCUACCCGACGGUGGGGCUCCCUGACGAUAUGAUGGUCAUGCUGCCCAAGUCAGAUGUGUGUUCCCCCAAGGACAAGGAGGCACCCUGACAGCUCCAGACACUCUGCUCAGCCCUCCCCAGGUGUGCCGGAGCUGGAGCUGCCAGCCUCGCCACCCCAGGAGUCAUAUCUACUGUCCUGCGGUCUACCGUGGCUGCCUCCUGCACCCACCUACUAGUCCUGCCCCCUAGACCCCCUUCCUUCUCCUUCUCAAUAAACAGAUUCUGCAGCCUGA